Molecule: messenger RNA, 503 nt
Organism: Sodiomyces alkalinus F11
Lineage: Eukaryota; Fungi; Ascomycota; Sordariomycetes; Glomerellales; Plectosphaerellaceae
Exons: 1
Coding region: 193-378 (61 amino acids)
Source: RefSeq, a predicted model, not a curated record
UGGCAGGGAAAUCAUAAACGGCAAUGGAACUAUGGGACUGAUGCUGCAUCUCCGGCUCAACCCCAUUCCUGGUCUGAGCAGUCCGGAACCUCGUUUAGGGGUUCGACUUGGCGUGGACGGGGAGGACGGCGUGGUCUAGGUCCAACGCCUAGGGCGCAUGCCUUGCCGCCGAGAGAUCCCCAAGCUCAAGUUAUGCCAACGCAGCAACCCCACGUAAAUAUCGGACCUUGGACUGGAUUCAACGCUAGCCAUGGUCAUAGAAAGGAAUACAGGAAGGUCCAGAACCCAGGCCUUUCCGCGGGGCCGCAGAGCAUUCCAGAUGACAAUACACCUCCGUCCAAGAAACGCAUGGCGAAACAGAAGACGGAAGGACGCUAGGUGAGUUCUGGGGAAACAUUCGGUGGGAUCUGAAAUGAAGAGGCUCUUGUGAGCAACGUGGGUUGGCUGGGGCUCUGCCUCUCUGACCAGCUGUGUUCAUUGCUAGGCUAGCCCCUGAGUCCAAG